AUGUGCAUCUUCCAAGAGCUGCAGUUCCACUGCGGCUGCACCAUCCUCCAAAUCUCCCGCCCCUGUCCCCAAGCCUCCACCAAUGCGCAGAACGAACUCUUCUGCCCUGCUGACCUCCACCCGCACCUCAACGAUCCUCCCUCCCAAAGACGCUCAACACGCAUCUUCGACCCCAAAACCUAUUGCCCGGGCGUGUGCGCGUUCAUCCACUGCCGCUGGAAGUACGCCGUGCAGCCUGAAGGGGAAUUUGAGUCUCCUGACGAACCGUACGACCAGCCUAGAAACUCUUUCGAUAUGGCUGACGACGCGUGCCAGGGUCGUGAACGCGCUUACUUCCGCCUACUUACUGCCGAGCAGAGGGAGGCGCUGUACGUUGAUUUCCCUUAUCCGCGGAGCGCGCAGGUUGAGAGCAUGAGUGCGUUCGCGCAGGCUUACCUUUGCGAUGAUGAGGAGCAUGCGAAACGCGUCCUCGCUGAUGGAAGAGUGCUAGAUCCCGAGGAGGUUCAUUGGACAGAGCUGAAUCCGCGCUUCUUCUCGCCUGCGCAACUCUCGCUCGUCACGGGGUUGUUGCUCCCGGCUAGUGUGACGAUUCCGGCGAGGGAUAUGGAUGUGCGGGUUUGGGGUGCUUCGCCGCUCAUGCCGGUUGUGGGGCCUUUUGCGCUGAGGGGGGAGCAUGUUUGUUGGCCUGUUCCGGGGGUUUGUGGGGUUUGUGGACGGAAUUGGGGGAGGGGGUUUGAGAUUGGGGAGGUUGGGGGGAGGGUUUGUGUUGUUGAGAAGGGGAGGGGGAUGGGUGGGGAUACGGUGAUGGAGGGGUGA
Molecule: messenger RNA, 816 nt
Organism: Neohortaea acidophila
Lineage: Eukaryota; Fungi; Ascomycota; Dothideomycetes; Mycosphaerellales; Teratosphaeriaceae
Exons: 1
Coding region: 1-816 (271 amino acids)
Source: RefSeq, a predicted model, not a curated record